AUGCUUGUUCUCAUCCCAGGAGUCACUGGCAAUAUCGGCCUGCAUCUCCUUGAUAGCUUGACAUCUCGUGGACACCAGGUCCGUGGGCUUGGUCGGUCCGCUCGCAAGCUAACGGACGACCAGCGGUCUAAGCUUGAUUCUUUCGUGGAGAUUCGGAACUAUUGGGAUGUUGAAGCUCUUGAAAAGGCCUGUGCUGGGGCUGACGCUAUCAUCUGUGCCUAUUCUGGCACGCCAGUCAUGCACUUGGACGCCCAAUUGCUCCUUCUACGGGCUGCAGAGCGAGCUGGCAUCACCCGGUUCCUAGCUGCGAGUUGGAAUUGCGACUGGAGACAACUUCAACUAGGCAUGCACCAGAGCUAUGACGCAUGCAUCGCUUUCUCCCAACAAGCCAAGCUUAGUUCGAACAUCAAGCCAAUCUGGCUUUUGACUGGCGGCUUCACCGAGGUUUACUUCUCUGUCCCCGGCCAUGGCAACUUCUCUCCUGCCAACAAUGGUCCAUGGGAUCCGGAGAAAAAGACUAUUGACAUCUGGGGGACUGGCAACGAGAAGUGGGACCUUACCACAGAAAAGGACGCAGCCGAGUUCUCGGCUGCGGUCAUUGAGCGUGAUGACGCUCCCGAGGGUGGCUUCUGGGAGUUGUGUUCUGGGUCUUAUUCGCCUCGGGAAAUCGCCAAGAUAUACAAGGAGGUCAAGCGUGUUGAAAUCGCCUUCAACCAUCGAGGUAGUCUGAACGAUCUGAGGAAGCUUGCGUACUCCUUGAGGGAGCAGAAGCCCUACUCUGACUAUUACAGCUUCAUCGGCUUGUUCUAUCAGCUCUUCCAGCUUGAUGGAACCUACUCACUGAAGAAUCUUGACAACCAUAAAUUGGACGUCAAGACCACGUCUUUGGAGGACUUUCUUCGACAAAAUCCGAGUAUUUGA
Molecule: messenger RNA, 921 nt
Organism: Colletotrichum truncatum
Lineage: Eukaryota; Fungi; Ascomycota; Sordariomycetes; Glomerellales; Glomerellaceae
Source: RefSeq, a predicted model, not a curated record